AUGGAUAAAAAUUUUUAAUCAUGGUUUAUUCCUAAAUUGAGAAGCAAAUAUGUGACUUUUGAGAUUUUAUAGUUUACCUGCCAAUUUAAGUACCAAGUUAUUAUUCUAUUACGCUCCUUGUGUAAAAAAUCAGAUGCUUUCCUGGAUAGAUUACUUCAUGAAAUUUAAAAGACUUUUAAUGUUUGUCAAUUUACUAUCACACCUCAACUGCUUCUAGAUCCCCUAAUAAAAAACUUAAAGUCUAAUAAAAAGGAGUAAUCUUCGCUUAACUUCUAUGCCAAGGCUUAGAAACUUGAUUACUUGGAGGAUUGUUUCAAACUUAAUCUCAAGAUUAUGGUUUAGCUAGAUGAUAACAAUAGGUACUACAGGUUUGAUUAAAAUCAGGCUUAAAAUUUAUAUGAAGUUCUAAAGAAUGAUGAUAGUGAAUUCGAUAGCAUUUUGAUCUCGUUUGAUUUUAAGUAUUCAAGUCAUUUCGAGGUAAAAAAUGAACCUGUCAUGGAGAUUAUUUAAAAAUUAUGCAUUAUCACCAAAGAAAAUUAGUUACGUGCCAAAGAAAUUGUAUUUCACCGAAAUCAUCAAGGUGUUUUAGACUAAAUUAUCGGAUACUUUUUGUAGAAGGACAUCAAUACAAGUAAUUAGUAUUUCAGCUCUAUCACUGCAGCGAAAUAAAAAGGUGAAAUGCCAGAAGAAGUUUACAAUAUAAAAUUUAGUGGUUAUAAUUUAGAAUCACUGGUAUUUUAAAAACAAUUGCUGAAUGUAAGAGGACUAAAGUAGUUAUCAUCAAUGCUUAUAAAUUGCUAGAACAUUUCUAGUCUAACAUUGGAGGAAAUAAUGCCUCCUUGCACUGAUUUACAAUAUCAUCCUUUUUGUGAUUAAAUGAUAGAAACUAUGAAAAGUCUUCAAUACUUGACCAAUCUUAAAUCCCUUAAUAUAUCAAGAAACCAUUUCGCAGACGAUUUCUUAAAACUUCUUGUACCAGUUAUAAGGCCCUUGAAACUAAAAUAUUUAGACAUAUCUGCAAAUCAUCUCUCAGAAGAAGGAAUAUCGGCUAGUAAGGAACUCUUUUAGAAUAACUACUUACUGCAUGAACUAAGAUUCGAUUAUAACAAAUUUAGGAAUACUUGGACAACUAAAGUAAUCCCUGAUAUCUUUAAAGCAAUACCAAACUUGAAAAUACUGAGUCUGAAAAUGUGCAGACUAAGUGAUAAUCUAAUCUCUGAAUUAUGUCCAGGGUUUCAUUGUGGUCUCUAACGCUUAAACCUAUCCUUCAAUAGAAUUACCAAGGAUGGAAUUCAGGCUAUAGCAGAACACUAUGAAAAAGUCACUGAAUAGAUUAUGUUAGAGGUAUUGGAACUUGAUAACAAUGAAUUAAAUGAUUUUUCGUUCCCCUCUUUAGCUAAAAUAUUGAAGUAUUGCAAAAAUUUGAAGAAAUUUGAUCUCAGCUAGAAUUUGUUCAUGGCAAGUAGAUAUGAGAUGGCAAAAUUAAAGUAUUAUUAUAGGAUAAAUUUGAUAUUCUGA
Molecule: messenger RNA, 1518 nt
Organism: Stylonychia lemnae
Lineage: Eukaryota; Ciliophora; Spirotrichea; Sporadotrichida; Oxytrichidae
Source: the annotation of a GenBank genome assembly